AUGGAACCUCAGCAGCCUUGCAGAUUUGGAAGGUUUAAAUACAAGUUUGGAAAAACUUUUUGCCAUUCCAGAUGAUCUACUGGAUUAAACACUUCAUUAGGAUGGCUUUACAACAAGUCGGACUGAAUAUGGACUCGCAAAAUCAGCUGAUCAAAACAGUGUCCAGAAACCACUUUUUUGUUGUCACUGCUGUGAAGGCACUCUAAGCAAAAACACUGAAUUCAACAAAGGAACAUAAAACCAAGUUAUCUCAGCCGAGAAGGAAGAAACCUGAUUAGCCUGCACUAGAUAAACAGGUGCUUUGGUCAGGCAAGCCUUAUGGUUCAUCUCGAAGUAUUGUAAGGAAAAUUGGUACUAACCUCUCUCUCAUCCAGUGUCCACGAGUGCAUUUUCAGCUCUUUGUGCACUUCUAAUGUGAACAGACUGCAAAUAGUAGGAGUGAUGGUAAUGAUACGAGGAGGAGGAAACAACCACCUCUUGUUUGGUGCAACAGCAAGUCUUUCUGGAACAGAUGGGAAAGCAUGGAAACUGCUACAAGGACUUUCUUAAACUCUCUAUAGUAUGAAAGGACCAUGCACUGAACCUCUCACUUCUCAUGCUGCAGAAGAAAACCACCGUAGCCAGCUCAGAGAAGAUUCAGUGGCCACUUUUGCAGAUGUGAGAUGGGUUGUUCAAGAAGAAGGUGAAGUCUCUACAAGACUCAGGUCAGACAUCUGGUCAAAAUCUGCUCCACCUCCUCCAGGUGAACCACCUUCUACUGAAAGUCCCCCAGCUAGACAAGUAUCCUUACCAGACCUGUUUCAAGAAGAGCAAGUGCCCAAGAGUAAAGUGACCACAAAUGAUGAAGCGCUGCAGAAGAUCAGUGCUCUAGAAAAUGAACUUGCCAGUUUAAGGGCACAAAUAGCCAAAAUUGUAACUUUGCAAGAACAGCAGAAUCUGUCAGCAGCCGGAUUAAGUCCUAUUGCCUCACCUUCUGGUCCAGUGCUGCCGCCGCCACCACCACCACCUCUUCCUCCUCCCACCCUGCAGCAGAGUAUGUCUGCUAUUGAUCUCAUUAAAGAGCGGAAGGGCAAGAAAAUAAACUCUUCACAGACUUUGACAGAUAAUGGUCCAAAGAAGCCUGAAAUGCCAAACAUGCUAGAAAUCCUCAAAGAUAUGAACAGUGUAAAGCUGCGUGCAGUGAAAAGGCCAACAGAAAGUACAAAGUGUAAAGCUGCUGACCCUACCGAUCCUGCAGCAUUAAUAGCAGAAGCACUCAAAAAGAAAUUUGCUUAUCGAUACAGAAGCGAUAGCCAAAGUGAAAAUGAAAAACAGAUUCCAAAGUCUGAAACAGCGCUGUUUGGACCACACAUGCUGAAGUCUACAGGAAAAAUGAAGACACUAAUUGAAAAAUCUUAGCAUAUCGUCAGUACAGGAGAGACUAUGUAUUUAACUGUUUUUAUUAGAAUCAGUGCUAUGCUACAAGUGUCUGUAUUAAGUGGUCUCCUACAAAACGAAGAAAUAUCAAUGUAAAAUAAGUUUAGUGCCUUUCAGUUUUACAGGUCGGAGGGCUGGAGGUACUUGAAGGUGUGUGGCUUUUAACAAGGGUGUGGAAAGUGAAAAACCCAUACUCAGGUAUUAAUCCUGUAUUUAAAGUCUUUCAGUUCAUCAUUGUAAACACAUGGUGAUUAUAGUUUAUUAACACUAA
Molecule: messenger RNA, 1687 nt
Organism: Alligator sinensis (Chinese alligator)
Lineage: Eukaryota; Metazoa; Chordata; Crocodylia; Alligatoridae
Gene: MTFR1
Product: mitochondrial fission regulator 1
Exons: 11
Coding region: 562-1398 (278 amino acids)
Biological process (GO): mitochondrial fission; aerobic respiration
Cellular component (GO): mitochondrion
Source: RefSeq, a predicted model, not a curated record